AUGACGACUGCUUUUGACGUCGGUGCCGACGAGACGCGCAAGGUCGCCGCGUUCCUUGCGCGGUGCGGGCUGAGCGCGGAGGAGGCGGUGCCGCGGAUGCACGAGUUCGCGAGGGGGCUGUUUCCCGGGUGCGAGGUUGUGGUCGCGCCGUUUCAGGGGUAUUGUUCUUAUACGCUCCUGCUUGUUCCCCUAGGUCAGGAUGGGGAUUCGGGGUGUGAGGUUGGCGAUGAGAGGUUGGUGCAGUUCAGGCCGAGGAAGCAUGGUAUCGACGUCGGGAUGUGCGGGGAGGCGAGGAAGAUUCUUGGGGAGGCGGUUGGGGUGCCGGUUGUGGAGGAGCUGGGUGUCGUUGAGGGGGAGCUGGUUGGGUAUGUUGUUGAACGGGUCGGUGGUGUUUCUCUUACGGAGUUGAGGAGGCGGGAUAAUGGUUUGAAGGAGGAAAUGCGGAAGAGGGUUGUGAAGGAUCUCGCGGGGAUGUUUGCGGAUUCGUGGAGGGGGAGACGGGAUGCUGCGGCGGUGGUGAAGGGGAAGAUUGGUGGGAGCUUGCGGUGGAGGUUGGAUGUUAUGGCGAAGGGGCUGCCGAGAGAGUUGAGGGGUGUUGUGAGGAGGGUUGUGAGGGAGAUGGAUGAGGUUGAGGGGCUUGGGUGGGUUGUGACCCAUGGAGAUCUCGUGUCUGAUAACAUCAUGGUGAAGGGCGAUGGAGGCGUGGUUGGGCUUAUUGACUGGGCAGAGGCGGAGUGGCUGCCUUUUGGGGUGGGAACGUACGGGCUUGAAGAGAUUCUCGGGGAAGAUGUUAUUAUUGAUGAGGAGACUGGCAGGAGUAGAUUUGAAUACUAUCCCGAAGCCAGAGAAUUGAGAGACCUCUUUUGGGAGGAGGUUGGGAGAGUGGUUGACGACGAGGACAUUUUGAAGAGGGCGAAAUGGGCACAGGUCUUGGGCGUGCUGCUAUGGAGAGGCAUUGCAUUUGAUGAUGGGGACUUGGGAAGAGUUGUGGAUGAGAGGGACUGGUGGGACUUACAGAGGUUGAGGACUUGGUUGUUCGAUGAAAGAGGAUUGAGGAUGAGGGAGAGGUGGUGGGAGAGGGUCUGGAGAGGUGUGAGGGAGUUGGUGAGCUGCCUGUGA
Colletotrichum aenigma is the source of this 1119-nucleotide messenger RNA. RefSeq lists its product as uncharacterized. The record is from RefSeq and is a predicted model, not a curated record. Bases 1 to 1119 code for a protein of 372 amino acids. The transcript has a single exon. NCBI's taxonomy places the organism in Eukaryota, Fungi, Ascomycota, Sordariomycetes, Glomerellales, Glomerellaceae.